Molecule: messenger RNA, 852 nt
Organism: Paramuricea clavata
Lineage: Eukaryota; Metazoa; Cnidaria; Anthozoa; Malacalcyonacea; Plexauridae
Source: the annotation of a GenBank genome assembly
AUGGUGUCAAAACCUAAAUCUUGCCAAUUAGACCCAAUUCCAACAUGGCUGCUCAAAAGUUGUAUUGAUGUCCUUUUACCAACUAUAACAACCAUCAUAAAUGCAUCUUUGGAACAAGGAGUUUUUCCAACGAAAUGGAAAGAAUCUCUUCUGCGGCCUCUUAUCAAGAAAAUGUCAUUAGAUCGAGAUGAAUUUAAUAAUUUUAGGCCAAUCUCAAAUUUAGCAUUUCUCUCCAAAACACUCGAAAAGAUUGUUGCUUCUCAACUUGACACCUACUUAACAAAUCAUCAAUUAUAUGCCAAGAUUCAGUCAGCGUACAGAAUCCAUCACAGUACAGAGACAGCACUACUUAGAGUUGUGAAUGACGUAAUGAGGGGGAUUGAUGAUCAACAAGAAUGUGUUCUAGUGUUACUUGAUCUUUCACCAGCAUUCGACACAAUUGAUCACGACAUUUUGCUUGACAGGCUGUGUAAUCGUUAUGAUCUUUCGGGGGUAGUUCUGGAUUGGCUAAAGUCUUACCUCUGUGAUCGCCCUCAGCGCCCUCGCGCUAGCUGUGGGUUUCCGCAAGGAUCUGUUUUGGGACAAUUGUUGUUCUCUUUGUACAUUGCUCCCCUCGAAGAUGUGAUCAUGUCCCAUGGAAUAGAUGCCAUGAUGUAUGCUGAUGAUUCUCAGCUUCAUAUUUUUCUGAAUCGUAAUAACCGCAUUAUCGCAACUGAAAAGUUGGAAGCCUGUAUUGACGACGUUAUGAAUUGGAUCGUUUGCAAUAUGCUUAUGGGCAAUCCAUCAAAGACGGAAGUAAUUCAUUUUUAUUCACGUUACAUGAAACCUGAUUGUCCUCUUCGUCCCAUAAAA